CACAAUUGGUGUCUGUGAUGCUGCGCUUGGGCCGCACCAUCACGCGUCUGCGGAGCAGCCUGUGCGCUAGGCAGGCCCACCUCUCCACGGCUGCUAAACCCUCUCAGACCUUUGUGACCACACCAAUUUUCUAUGUGAACGCAUCGCCUCAUAUUGGCCAUGUGCACUCGGCAGUGCUGGCAGAUGCGCUAUCUCGCUGGCACAAAGUCAAGGGCAGCGAUGUCUUGUUCACUACGGGCACAGACGAGCACGGCCUCAAGGUGCAAGAAGCGGCAGAGAAGAGCGGUACGACGGACUAUAAAGCCUUCUGUGAUGAGGUGUCCUCCCGCUUUAAUGAGAUUUUCCAAGUGGCCAAUGUGGACUACUCGCGCUUUAUCCGCACAAGCGACGAGGACCACCACGAGGCUGUAAACGCAUUUUGGAGGACCAUUCGCGACAAUGGCUACAUUUACUUGGGUGACCACGAGUCCUGGUACUGCAAGUCGGACGAGAGUUUCCUGACCGAGAUGCAGGUGGAGGACAAGGAGGAUGCUCACGGAAACGUGGUAAAAGUGUCCAAGGAAAGUGGACACCCCGUUGAGAUGUUACGUGAAGAGAACUACAAAUUUAGACUCUCCGCCUUUCAGGACCGAUUACUCGAGUGGCUGGAUGCCAACCCUGACGUGAUUGUACCUAAAUCGAGGUAUAACGAAGUGCGUGCGGCGGUGGCUGGAGGACUGAGGGACUUGUCGGUGUCACGGCUGAGUGAGAAGAUCAAAUGGGCCAUCCCAGUGCCAGAUGACGACAAGCACUGUGUAUACGUGUGGUUAGAUGCGUUGACGAAUUAUCUGACGAGUGCUGGAUACCCUGGCGCCAUUGACCACGCCUGGCCAGCUGCGUAUCACAUUGUGGGUAAGGAUAUUCUCAAGUUCCACGCCAUUUACUGGCCAGCCUUCCUUAUGGCCGCAGGGCUUCCGCUUCCGAAAAGAGUGGUGGCUCAUGCGCAUUGGACGGUUGGGAACGUCAAAAUGUCCAAGAGUUUGGGGAACGUUGUGGACCCCCACGAACUGCUGUCCAAGUACGGAUCGGACUUCGUACGCUUCUUCCUGUUGCGUGAGGGUGUACUGACGAACGACGGGGAUUUUAACGCUGAAGCACUCGAAGACCGAGCAAAUAGUGAACUCGCUGACACGUUCGGUAACCUAGUCUCUCGAUGCACGGGCAAGGCGGUACUUGUGAAGGGUAUUGUACCCAAACGUCCGGAGUUUGAUCGUCUCACGGCCGAAGACAAGACACUCGUUGCUAAGGGACAAGCACUUGCCGACAAGGUAGAACAGCUGUUUGACACGCCUGAUUUCGCACGCGGCUUGAAAGAGAUUGUGUUCUUCCUCCACGAUGUUAACCGGUAUUUCACGAUCAUGGAGCCGUGA
Molecule: messenger RNA, 1409 nt
Organism: Phytophthora infestans T30-4
Lineage: Eukaryota; Oomycota; Peronosporomycetes; Peronosporales; Peronosporaceae
Product: methionyl-tRNA synthetase, putative
Exons: 4
Coding region: 18-1409 (463 amino acids)
Biological process (GO): methionyl-tRNA aminoacylation
Molecular function (GO): ATP binding; methionine-tRNA ligase activity
Source: RefSeq, a predicted model, not a curated record